Messenger RNA from Rhodamnia argentea, 1219 nucleotides. Its product is annotated as binding partner of ACD11 1. The record is from RefSeq and is a predicted model, not a curated record. The coding region runs from base 153 to 965 and encodes 270 amino acids. Gene Ontology annotation, molecular function: RNA binding. NCBI's taxonomy places the organism in Eukaryota, Viridiplantae, Streptophyta, Magnoliopsida, Myrtales, Myrtaceae. The transcript is spliced from 8 exons.
UUUUACUCUCAGGUCAGGUCCUGCUGCUUUGUCUCCCCUCCUCCCUCUCUCUCUCUCUCUCUCUCUCUCUCUGAGCUCUCUCCAAUCAAAGGGCGUUCAUUGGCCUACGCAUUCCGACAGGCGUCCCUCUCCUCGCCGUCGAAGCCGUGGCAAUGCAGCAAACCAGAACAGUCGAAGUGAGGAACUUGUCAGAUCUAGCCACCGAGAGGGAGAUUCACGAGUUCUUCUCCUUCUCCGGCGACAUCGAGCGCAUUGAGAUCCGACGGGAAAGCGGACAGUCGAGCACUGCUUAUGUGACGUUCAAAGAUCCAAAGGCACUGGAAAUUGCACUCUUAUUAUCGGGAGCAACUCUAGUAGAUCGGAUUGUGAAUAUAAGUGCGAUUGAGAAUUACGUACCACAACGUGACAUGCAGGAAGUGAGGAUGGUGGACAAUGCGGUGUCUGUUGCCCCUACUGAAUUUGCUGCCUCCGAUGUUGAGGCAAAAGGUGGUUCACCUGGCAAUGGUAGAGUUUACGUCAAUAGAGCACAGGAUGUUGUCAGCAGUGUAUUCGCAAAAGGUAGCGCCAUCGGACAGGAUGCAGUGAACAAAGCUAAAGCAUUUGAUGAGAAGCAUCGAUUGACAGCUACAGCAUCAGCCAAAGUUAUCUCCUUUGAUAAGAGGGUUGGACUCACUGAAAAAUUGACUGUUGGAAUCUCAGUUGUCAACGAGAAAGUGAAAUCUGUUGAUCAGAGACUUCAGGUCUCUGAUAAGACAAUGGCGGCCAUAUUUGCUGCUGAGAGGAAGAUAAAUGACACAGGGUCAGCUGUGAAAACUAGCAGGUACGUGACUGCCGGAGCAGCUUGGUUAAAUGGUGCUUUCACUAAAGUCUCUAAAGCUGGUCAAGUUGCAAGGACAAAAACCAGGGAGAAGUUGCAUUUGGCUGUUUCGAACUUGACUGCAAAGGAUCCUGGUGUCGUUGCAUAAAUGCGAAUCAACUUGGCAUAAAUUUGCUUCUAUGUAUCUCUGGCAUGAACAUUUUGUUCAAGCUGGGGAUGAUAUAGUUGGAUUGGCAGAGCUUGUGCUUGGGUAUUAAGGAUGAAGGUCCUUAUUUCCUCUUUUCUUUGAUUGUGAGUGAGUCAACUAUAUCUUGCAGUUUUUGUAUUCUUUCAAAUAUGGUGUCUCAUGCUUGUGAAUUUUGUAAUCUUUAAGAGUUUAAUGAAAAUCUUGUCAUCAAUCAA